UACACGUUUAUCUCACGGCGCAUGCGCAGAACAGCGCGGUGGUGACCUCCGUUUAUUUUUAAGCGAAACAAGGCGAAGUACGGACACAAGUGGCGCACGUUAUCAUACAGAUCGUUAUAAUACAGAUAAAGUGCGUUUAUCAUCAUUACUACUGCAGGGUUUAACCAGGAGGUCAGACACGCGCUCAGCAGAUCUACUCUGAGUUAACCCUUAAACAGAAGCUCCAUCAUGGAGUAUUACCAGAUCCUGGGCGUACACAAAGACGUGUCUCCGGAGGACAUAAAGAAAGCGUACAGAAAAUUGGCCUUAAAAUGGCAUCCAGAUAAAAACCCAGAUAACAAAGAAGAGGCUGAGAGGAGAUUUAAGGAGAUCUCCGAAGCUUAUGAAGUUCUGUCAGAUGAAAACAAGCGUAGUUUAUAUGACCGAUACGGCAAAGACGCCCUGUCUGGAGGUGGAGUAAGAGGAAAUUCAGGACAUUAUGAUGACCAUUUCGGUGGUGUGUUCACAUUCCGUAACCCAGAAGAUGUUUUCAGGGAAUUCUUCGGAGGCAGAGAUCCAUUCGCAGAUUUCUUCAGAGACGACCCCUUCGACGAUUUCUUCGGGUUUGGCGGCAGCCAGAGGCAGAGAGGAAUGAGGAGUCGAACUGGUGGCUCCUUCUUCCCUGGGUUUGGGGGAUUCCCUCCGUUCGGAGGCGGCUUCUCAGGCUUUGACUCAGGUUUCGCAGCCCUCGGGCCGAUGGGUGGAGGAGGCUUUUCCGCCUUCUCCUCAUCAUCGUACGGCGGUGGCGGCGGCGGCGGCGGCGGUGGAGGGAUGGGAAACUUCCGCUCGGUAUCCACUUCCACCAAGUUCGUCAACGGCAGAAGGAUCACCACUAAACGCAUUGUGGAGAACGGUCAGGAGCGAGUGGAGGUCGAGGAAGACGGACAACUGAAGUCUCUCACGGUUAAUGAUAUCAGUGCUCCGAAUGCCCUGCCUGGCCCCGCCUCUCACUCCCGUUACCUUAGAAACACCACGGAUGAGGAUGACGGGGAACGAGGAAGCACCAGAGGGUUUUUUGAAAUCAGAAGAAAGAAACACUGGCGCACAGAUACGGAUAACAAAAAGAAGCUAAAUCCGCGUCUGGCUCCGAGGAUCGGCUCCUGGUUCUGAACUUUCACUCCAGCAAUUUUUGGAUUUUUAAGUGCGAGAAAUUAAAAGCACAUAAGAAGUGUAGAUUGUGUAUUAUAGUAUAUUAUAGUUCUCCCUCCUGUACCUGGCUAAUGUCACUACUUCAGAAAGAAUUUCUUAAAGAGUUUUAGUAAAAAGAUAUUUUAUAAUUAUUGAAAAUAAAUUUUGAAAAAUUGAUUGUAGAAAUAUAUAAAUUUUUAAGUGAAGCGACAAACGGAAAAUAAGCCCCUUAUUUUGCAAGAACUUUGUAAUCAUAACAAAUGAAGACAUUUUUAUGCAACAUGUUAUGUAACAUAUUUUUUUUUAUUUUAAAGUAACAAUAGUGUAACAGUAAUGUUGGAUUGAAUAUAACAAAUACACUUUUAGGUUGAAGCUAAAAAUUUAACUGAAAAAAAUGAGGUGGGGGAAAAAGAAAUGGAAUUCUUUGUUUUAUUAUUUUUUUUUUUACUUUAAAGUUGCAGAGAAUUAAAAAAAAAUCAGCUCCUUCAAAUCAGUGUGUUAUAAAUGAAUAGUAGAAUAAACCUUUUUAAAUAAACAUACCAAGAAACACAGUUAUACAUGAUAAACAACCUCAAAUAUGAUGAUUUGCAUAACCGCACUGAAUAUGUAUUUAGUCAUAAUUAAAAGUAUAAAACAGUGGGUGUAGUCAAUGCAAAUCAAAAAAUAACAAAAUCAAAAUAAUAAAUAAAUGCUAUACAAAUAUGAAUAUGUAAUUAAGUGUGUUCGUACCUGGCAUAAAUUAGUGGGCGGAGUCAAUACAAAUAUGUACCAUUUACCUGCCUUGAAAAUCAGCUCCAGAACAAAGAUUUUAAAUUAGUAAUAAAAAUCACUUACAGUAAAAACUGAUUAAUUAAUUAGAUAUUUCUCCAUAGGAGAGCAGUGUUUCUGACACCAUAAUAAAACUGUUCUUUAUUUUUUUCUUGACAAGGCUACUGUAGAAGCAGGUUAUGACACUCUGUUCCUGCUGAUUUAUUAGCGACGUUUCUGAAAUCAGGGUUCUGGUGUUUAAUAUCCACCCUCUGAAGGCAAAACAUUCAUCUAUACAGACAUCUGAUAGAGCAACAGAGAGGAGGACGUUCAAUGAGGGUUCUUUUCAGGGUUCAACAUGAGUUUGUUUAGGGUUCUUUCAGGGAUCAUUCAGGGUUCUUUGAGGGUUCUUCAAUACCCCUUUUCCACCAAAAAGAACCGAGUGCUGGUUCAGAGCUAGCACUGGUGCUGGUUCAAAGUUGGUUCCACUGGCGAACCUUCUAAGAACCGGUUUGCCUUUCCAUCGGCUAGAGAGCGUCACAGAGCCGAGUCUGACGUCACUGUAUACGUGUCACGUUACACAGCAACAUUAACGCAGCAGCGACAACCACAAACACAUCAACAACGGCGGAUGUUGCUUUACUGUUAAUGCUCAUGGCUUUGUGAACCCACAUUAGCAUCCAAACGCGGCGAAUCCAACGUGUACGUGCAGCUCCAUGUAAUUUAUAUAAAUGGAGGUUGUAAUCGAGAAAGUACAUAAUGUUAUUUUAUCAUUAACACAGAAAAAAGUUAGCCUUAGCAUGUAGCUACCUAAUAUCAUGUGUGCUGAUAAUGUAUCAUAUCGCGGUAAAGUAAAAGUGUAUUAAACAUUAGUAUACUUAAGGUACAUUAUAUAACAGUAGACCCUCCCACAGCCCCGCCCACAGCCCCUGACACAAGUGGUUCUUAAGUCUAGACCAGCAACAUUUUGGUGCUACUUAAGAACCACUUUUCCUGGUUCAGAGCCGGUGCUUUGGCUGUCGAAAAAGAAAGAACUGGUUCAAAAUUAGGCUCCGAACCAGCACUCAAACUGCCUUGGUGGAAAAGGGGCAUAAGAGUUCUUUAAGGGUUAGUUGAGGGUUCUUUAAGGUUUUUCCCUCAGGUUUCUUUGUGGGAUCUUUGAGGGUUCAUUGAGGGUUUUUUAAAGGUUUGUUGAGGACUUGAGGGUUUUGUCAGGGUUUGUUGACGGUUCUUUGAUGGUUCUCACAGGGUUCUCAGGGUUCAUUUUAUGGUUUUUUGAGGGUUCUUUGGUGGUCCUUUAGAACUUCUUUCAGGAUUUUUUGAGCCUUCUUUCACUGUUCUUUAAGUGUUCUUUGAGGUUUCGUUAACAAUUCUUUUGGAUGAAAAUAAGAUUCUUACUAUCCAAAAAACAAACAUUCUCUUGUAAGGUUAUACAGAGAACCUGUAAGGAUUCCCUCAGAAGAAGAACCAAAGAACUUUAAAAGCAAGCAGUGAAUGUUUUCUAGAGUGUACUGUAUAUAACACACACGCACACACACUCUUCCUCUCUGUAACGAACAUCUUAGUUUUACAUCAUACACAAAUAUUUGUACAAAAUCAUAAAUACUAAUUGUGUAAAUUUGGAACUUUCAGGAAAAUCCAGAUCUCAGUUAUCUCAAUUCUAAUGAAAUAUUCAGAUUGUAAUCUGCUGUUGCUGUUUACGUCCUCCGUGUUCUGCCGCUACUGUAUACCAUACUUUAAUAAUGUAGAUGACUGCUAGACAAGUAAAGCUCUCUCUUUUGUCUAUAAAGACCUUUGUGAAUAUAUUUUAAAAAGAUUUAGAGCAAUGAAAAAAAUGCUUUUACAAUAAAAAAAAUCCUUACA
This is a messenger RNA of Tachysurus vachellii, 3777 nucleotides long. It is a transcript of the gene dnajb6b, whose product is annotated as DnaJ heat shock protein family (Hsp40) member B6b. The transcript has 10 exons. NCBI's taxonomy places the organism in Eukaryota, Metazoa, Chordata, Actinopteri, Siluriformes, Bagridae. Gene Ontology annotation, molecular function: ATPase activator activity; Hsp70 protein binding. Gene Ontology annotation, biological process: protein refolding; positive regulation of proteasomal ubiquitin-dependent protein catabolic process. The record is from RefSeq and is a predicted model, not a curated record. Gene Ontology annotation, cellular component: endoplasmic reticulum membrane; cytosol. Bases 229 to 1149 code for a protein of 306 amino acids.